UGCCUUUCUUGAAUUACACAUUUGUACUAUUUAUUCGCCCAUACACACACAUACUCUUUAAUCUAAUGUCGUCGCUGAUAGAAAUGACGCAGGGCUACUGCCCGGCGUACUCGCCGUUCUUUGGGUUCAUGGGCGUAGCCUCGGCAAUCGUGUUCAGCUCGGCAGGCGCGGGGUACGGAACAGCCAAGGCGGGAAUCGGAAUCACAGGCGCAGGUACCUUCCGGCCGACAAUUGUCAUGCGGGCACUUAUUCCGGUUGUCAUGGCCGGUAUCAUUGCCGUGUACGGGCUAGUGGCGUCGGUGCUGAUCUCGGGUGACAUGGAUCCGAAGAGCAAGUACUCGCUGUUUUCAGGCUGCAUCCACCUGGCAUCGGGGCUGUGCGUGGGCAUGACCGGGCUGGCGGCGGGCUGGUGCAUUGGCGUCGUCGGCGAUGUGGGCGUCAGAGGGUUUGCCAAGGAGCCCAAGCUGUUUGUCGGCAUGGUUCUGAUUCUUAUUUUUGCCGAGGUCUUGGGUCUCUACGGGCUCAUCGUGUCGCUGAUCCUCAACACAAAGGCCAGCAACUCGAUGUGCCAAUAACGGGUCUGCAUCCUUAAUUAAUUAACCAACCAUCAUCAUCGCUCAAGCUUUAAAUACACUGUGA
Molecule: messenger RNA, 639 nt
Organism: Kickxella alabastrina
Lineage: Eukaryota; Fungi; Kickxellomycota; Kickxellomycetes; Kickxellales; Kickxellaceae
Product: V-ATPase proteolipid subunit C-like domain-containing protein
Exons: 1
Coding region: 66-575 (169 amino acids)
Biological process (GO): proton transmembrane transport
Cellular component (GO): proton-transporting V-type ATPase, V0 domain
Molecular function (GO): proton-transporting ATPase activity, rotational mechanism
Source: RefSeq, a predicted model, not a curated record